CAGCCCCUUGACCCCGUGCUCGGCCCCGGCCCAGGAUGGCUUCCUCCUUCCAGGCCAGAGAAGUCCACGACCGACCUGGUGGCCGAAAUGUUACUCCUGAACAAACUGGCGUCCUUGGAGAACGACGUCUUUGAGACCAAGACGAAGAGAAGCUUCGCGGGGUUUGGUGCACGCCUUGACCGGCUCUCCAAGGGCCUGAAGACCAAGCAGAGGAAAGUCCUGCCGGUGCCAAAGAAGCGGAUUGGGCUCCCCCUGGACCGGAUCGGGGGGAACCGCCUCAGCAGCUCCAGAGGGUAG
Notechis scutatus (mainland tiger snake) is the source of this 297-nucleotide messenger RNA. NCBI's taxonomy places the organism in Eukaryota, Metazoa, Chordata, Lepidosauria, Squamata, Elapidae. The record is from RefSeq and is a predicted model, not a curated record.